AUGCUCACAUACCGAAAGUCGCUCAUUGCGGCCCUCUGCCUGAUCACCUUCGUCGUCCUUCUAAGAUCCUCCCAUUCGACUUCCUCCCCCUCGCCAUCCCCUGCACCCGUAUACGUUCCCGAGGAGGGCAUCCACAACACCAAUGAAGUAACGGAGGAGCACUCGCCAGGGCAGAAGAAAGACGCUAUACAACAGCCCCUCAAACCCUCCCCGAGCGCACCCUUGCGCGAACGGUUACGCUACCAUUUCCCUUACGAUCUUGAUAAGAAAUUCCCCGCAUACAUCUGGCAGACAUGGAAAUAUACCCCCGACUCAGUGUGGUUCGGCCAAGAGCUGCGCGGCGCGGAGGCAAGCUGGACUGAGCUCCACCCCGGCUUCGUCCAUCAGGUGGUUCCGGACGACACCCAGGGUUACCUCAUCAAAUACCUAUAUAGCUCGCUUCCGGAUGUGUUUGAAGCCUAUGAGUCCUUGCCGUUGCCCGUUCUGAAAGCCGACUUCUUCAGGUACUUGAUCCUGCUGGCCCGCGGCGGAAUCUAUAGCGACAUCGACACCAGCGCUUUGAAGCCGGCUGCCGAUUGGCUGCCCGCGACCUACGACCUGUCCACGAUCGGGUUCGUGGUCGGUAUCGAGGCGGAUCCCGACCGUCCAGAUUGGCAUGACUGGUAUUCACGGAGAAUCCAAUUCUGUCAAUGGACCAUUCAAUCCAAACCGGGCCAUCCGAUCCUCCGCGACAUCGUGGCCUACAUCACGGAAGAAACAUUGCGCAUGAAGAAGGCCGGGAUCCUCAAGGUCGGCAAGAUGGAUAAGACCAUCGUGGAGUUCACCGGACCGGGCGCGUGGACAGACGCCAUCUUCCGAUAUUUCAACGACCCAGAUUACUUCAACAUCGAACCCGAUUCGAACCACAACAUCACCUACGAGGAUUUCACAAACCAAAAAGACUGGAGAAAGGUCGGCGACGUGGUGGUUCUACCCAUUACGAGCUUCAGCCCCGGCGUUAUGCAAAUGGGUGCAGGCGAUUACGAUGAUGAAAUGGCCUUCGUCAGGCACGACUUUGAAGGAACAUGGAAAACAGACCCAUCAUUAUAA
This is a messenger RNA of Aspergillus pseudonomiae, 1089 nucleotides long. RefSeq names its product glycosyltransferase family 32 protein. Bases 1 to 1089 code for a protein of 362 amino acids. The transcript has 2 exons. Gene Ontology annotation, molecular function: alpha-1,6-mannosyltransferase activity. Lineage: Eukaryota; Fungi; Ascomycota; Eurotiomycetes; Eurotiales; Aspergillaceae. Gene Ontology annotation, cellular component: mannan polymerase complex. The record is from RefSeq and is a predicted model, not a curated record. Gene Ontology annotation, biological process: protein N-linked glycosylation.